This is a messenger RNA of Harpegnathos saltator (Jerdon's jumping ant), 2751 nucleotides long. RefSeq lists its product as hypothetical. The transcript is spliced from 2 exons. The record is from RefSeq and is a predicted model, not a curated record. Bases 1716 to 2120 code for a protein of 134 amino acids. Lineage: Eukaryota; Metazoa; Arthropoda; Insecta; Hymenoptera; Formicidae.
AAACUGAGUAUGGUAUAAGAAGUUGUGUUGACUUUUUUUCUUGGAGUCUUAUAUUUAACAUUUAAGUUCAUGUGAAAACGCGUGUACGCACGGUGCACGCUCAAAUGUGCACUAUACGUGUAUACAAUUAAGCGUUAUCGACAAGAAGAUGUUUAGGGAGGAAGACACGCUUAGAACUGUAGGAGAAAAAGGAUCGGUGAAUUUAAUGUGCUCUCGAUGAACUUCGUUCAAACAUUGCUGUAGUCUUUCGUUUCUUCAUAAAGAACCGAGACUGACUUUUAAAUAAAUUCGGAUUUCGAAUUCGUAGACGUUGCACUCUUGUUAUGUAUGUAUAAAAAGUGUGAGUGGAAUUUGCAUAUAUUUAUUUUACUUUGAGAUUAAAGAAUUUUAAGAAUAAAAAAACGCGACCACGAAACUAUUGGCGUUUCACGACGGGAGUGAUUGAACGAAUCUCAUUACUGAAAAACCUUCCCUCUUUAUUACAAUGUACGUGUUGAUAUCUCAGGAUGUUCUAUCGCCUCUCUCUCUCUCUCUCUCUCUCUCUCUCUCUCUCUCAGUAUUCUCCCUAAAUCCGUAUUAGCUCUACUGUAUAUAGAUAUUAUGCAUGUAUUAGGUACAUGGGUGGAAUUAACUCUGUUUUUUCUUUCCCACGUUACAAUAUCCAUGUUACUUGUCGCUCACUAGUAGUACAUGAUGUAGGCCUAAGUUGUAUGUACGUAUGUGCAGCGUGAUUAAUACCUUGAUAAUGAUACAUCAAUAAAUGGCCUUAUCAGUGUACAGUUUUGUAUUUCGUGUGUAUACUACAUCGUAUAUAUUCUUCUUUCGCUUUCGUGUGCUAGAUUGUGCGCCGGAAUGAAUGACAUUCCAAGCACGUCUAUAAUCCGCAAUAUAUUUCUCAUUAGCUAAAGGAAUUUGUCUGUCAGAUAUUAUUCCGCAUUAUGCCGUGAUGAUGAUGAUGAUGAUAUAAUGAUUCGUUAUAUUCGGGUAUAUAAGAUAUUCGAGGUGAGACGUCGAGUUCAUCGACGAGUGCGAUGAAAAUUGACAUCGGUUUUCAGGCCGAAGAGUCCACCAUUGAACGUUGAUGCAACGAUAACGGAACGGAUGCUGCAUAUGUGUACCAACGCGCCAACGCGAUAUUCAGAGCAAUUGGAGGGUGCGAUGUAUGUUCAGGAAGAGACAAAGUUCCGGGUUGCCGUUAACAAGCGUGAAGGCUCCGGGAACCGUGACGGGGAAUAGUCAUCCAAGCUGACGAGAUGACUCUUUCUUAUGACGAAACAGUUUCGUACAGAGUCUCGUCGGACGAGGACUCUCAAAAUUGACUCGGUAUCGCGCAACUUGGCGAUUCUCUGUCCGUCUGUCCAUUUUUCCUUCUUCCUUUUCUUCGCAUCGGAGACAACAAGCGAGGCAAGCAAUGUAUAAGCAAUUUAUAAUUACAUCACCAUCGUAUUAUUUAUUAUUUCCUUUUGUCUUUAUAUGUGUGAUUUAUCUUUACAUGCGCAAGUUACAUGUGCAAGUGAAGAAAGAUACAUGUGCUGUUUCUUUUCUCCUUUGUACGUGCACAUCUUAUCACUCUGUACAAUAUCAUUUUUAAUUUGUCUUUAUUGAUUCGCAAAGAAUAUUGCUUUUCAGAUAUUACGCAAAAAUGACGUUCAAAUCUCUAGUCAAUCUUGCAAACUUUGGAAAACCUUCUUACACAUCUAUCGAACGAUAUCACAAUGAAGGAAGUGGCUACCAUUAUCACGGAUGGCAAAGGUACGAUUGAUAUCGCGAUUGGUAUCGCUAUCAGAAUCUCGCAAAACAAGCUUCUGCUUCUUCGUGAAUUAUCAUCUCUCAUUGUGUUCAUAUAUUGCAGCAGCUCUUCCAAAGGCAAAGGUGGAAGUGGCGCAGCACUGAGUGCACUGACUUUGCUCGCUUUCUUGUUUCUCAUAAACGUCAUGCAGCAAUCUCUCCAGGAUAACAACUCGACGUCUACCACGACGACUACCGCAGUGUUAUUGCGAGAUACCGAGUUACCGAUAAUCUUGGACAAUGGAGAGGAUAAAGAUGUCAAGACGAAGGACGAAUUUUUGCGUGUUACAAACGCAUAUGACUCGAAAACGAUGGUAAAGGAUCGCAUGUAAGGCGAGAAUUAACUACUUGGCAAUAUUGUAGCGUCUCGAUAGAUAUUUUCAUCUUUAAAUUUCAUUUUUUUACUCGAAGAAAAUUAUUUAAUUGUAUGUAUACACAAAUUUAACGACUGUAAAAUGAUCAAUAAACCAAAAUUUCAAAUGAUUCAGACAAUUAUCAAAACACACAUAAACAGUUUAUUUUACUUUAUUUUCCUCUCUUUCUGAACAUGAUGAGGUCAUUAAACGUAUUAACGUCGUCGUUGUCGUCGUCGUCGUCGUUGUCGUCGUCGUCGUCGUCGUCGUCGUCGUCGUCGUCGUCGUCGUCGUCGUCGUCGUCGUCGUCGUCGUCGUCGUCGUCGCCAUUUAAACAUAUUUCAGUACUCGAAAAUGUAUUUCCGUCCCUAUAAUUUUAUUUACAUAACAUUAGAAAUAUUUUAAUUUUUACUUCAUUUUUCGUCACACACACAUUGUCUUACAUUGCAUUGAAAAAUAAUCACGAACGAUCAUGUAUUGCUGGGAGAAUGGGCGAUGUGGCGUUUCCUCGCAUGUCAACAUAUCCGAGAAGUCUCGGAUUUUCUUGUCGAACGGCCAGAACGGCUAAUUUCCUCGAGUGUAUCCGGCAGUUUAAAUAAAGUACGUGUAC